CAAUUACGCACCAGUAAACUGCAGGAGGUGCUUCAGGCUUCCUGGACAAAAGAAGGCGCACUCAACCUUACUUCACUUUUCCCCCCUUACAGAAUUAUUAAAUGAACUGAAUUAUUAUUCGUGUGGGGAAAAUGAUCCGCUACACGUUUUCCGCAUGUGCGCCCUGCAUGUCGUCAGUCCCAACUGCGUACAUGAUGACAAGUGGAAAUGCGCAGCAACACUGAUCCGUGUGGAACUCCAGGAGCGCACCGUGACUGAUAUGGAGGCGACUUCGGAUCCAAUUGCAUUCACAUCAGUGCUGUACGACGGAGAUGAUGAAGGGAAUGAGACCUCCUCUAACCAGUUCGCGCAGCCUGCUUGGCAAGUGGCUCUUUGGGCGCUCGCAUACUCGCUGAUAGUGCUGGUGUCUGUGGUGGGAAAUGUCACCGUAAUCUGGAUCAUCCUUGCGCACAGACGCAUGAGGACCGUCACCAACUAUUUCAUCGUGAACCUGGCCUUCUCCGACGCCUCCAUGGCCGCAUUUAACACGGUCUUCAAUUUCGUUUACGCGCUGCACAACGACUGGUACUUUGGGUUGGGUUACUGCAAAUUUCAGAACUUUAUCCCCAUCACUGCUGUCUUCUCUAGCAUCUAUUCCAUGGCUGCUAUCGCUGUGGACAGAUACUUGGCCAUUAUCCAUCCAUUGAGAUCCAGACUGUCCUCUACCACCACCAAAGUAGUGAUUGGUGUUAUAUGGGCUGUGGCUUUCUUGUUGGCUUUCCCUCAGUGUUUCUACUCGAGCACUAAGGUCUACUCUCAUCGCACGGUCUGCAUGGUGGAAUGGCCUGAUGACUACGGCGGAAAACACCAGCUCUCAUAUCAGAUUGCUGUCAUUAUCCUGAUCUACUUGCUCCCCCUGCUGGUGAUGCUAGUGACCUACAGUUUGGUGGGCCUACGUCUAUGGGGCAGCAAGAUCCCAGGAGAGGCCUCAGACCACUACCAGAACCAGAUACAGGCCAAGCGCAAGGUUGUGAAGAUGAUGAUCGUUGUGGUGACAACCUUCGCUAUAUGUUGGCUUCCCUAUCAUAUCUACUUCAUCCUGGGCAGCUUCAAGAAGGAUAUAUACAACCAGCGUUACAUCCAGCAGGUCUACUUGGCCAUCUUCUGGUUAGCUAUGAGUUCCACCAUGUACAACCCCAUCAUAUACUGCUGCCUGAACCAAAGACGCCUGCUGCUUCUCCUCAGAUUCCGGUCAGGUUUCCGGCGAGCUUUCCGCUGGUGCCCGUUCAUCAGGGUCACAGAGGAGGAUGACAUGGAGCUGCGGCACAUGAGAACUUUCCGGACAACGCGCAGCUGUCGAACAGAGACCACUAGUCUCAUGGUGCAGAACCAUGUCAAUGCACCAGAGGAGGUUAUGUCUGAGCUGAUUAAAUCCCAGGCUCAGCUUCACUGAUGGUUUUCUGAAGAAGAAAGAGUCACGCUAACUCAAAAUACCUCACAGUUUAAUAUGGAUGUUGUUCCAGUGAAUUCUAACUGUAUUUUUUAUGGCUUAAGCACUAAUCUUAUUUGUCGCUGCUGUUUUUGUUGAUUGUGCUUUUGUGUGUUUCAUUAAACAUUCUGUGCAAUGUGUGCACUAUAAACUGUAAACGCUA
This is a messenger RNA of Tachysurus vachellii, 1631 nucleotides long. It is a transcript of the gene tacr2, whose product is annotated as tachykinin receptor 2. Bases 155 to 1432 code for a protein of 425 amino acids. Gene Ontology annotation, biological process: G protein-coupled receptor signaling pathway; positive regulation of flagellated sperm motility. NCBI's taxonomy places the organism in Eukaryota, Metazoa, Chordata, Actinopteri, Siluriformes, Bagridae. The transcript has 5 exons. Gene Ontology annotation, cellular component: sperm midpiece; plasma membrane. Gene Ontology annotation, molecular function: substance K receptor activity. The record is from RefSeq and is a predicted model, not a curated record.